AUGAUUCUGUGCAAUAAAUGUCUUGUGCUUAUUUUGUUUUUAAUUAUCGGACAUGUAAAUUCAGAGAUCAUUAUCACAACGUCGCUUGUGGCUAGUGCAGCAAUCGCUGGUGGGUGGUUUAAAUGGGAUACUAUCAAAGCACAAACUGUUUGUAGGUUUACAGAAUGUUGUGAUUCUAACUACGUGCCUUACGACCUAGACAAAUUGAAGCUGUCACUCUCUCAAAGAAUGUUUGGCCAACCACUUGUAAAGGAACUUGUUACUAUUCUACAUGCCCACAAAGAUGCAGUUGAAGCAGAGAAUAAAAUCAAUAAAAAAGCUUUAGUUAUCAGCCUGCAUGGAUGGACUGGGGUUGGUAAAACAUAUGCAGCUUCUAUGAUAGCUGAUGCCAUUUAUAAAAAUGGUGUUCAUAGCAAAUAUGUUAAAAUAUUCAUGGGUAAAAAAGACUUUGACUGCACAGACUUAGAGAGAAAAAAGAAAGAACUAUUGGACAUUGUUAAUAAGAUGGUGAAGAAUUGUCCAAGAUCUCUGUUCAUAUUUGAUGAGAUCCAUGACAUGUGCCCAUCUGUGCUUGAUGCAAUAAAACCUAUGGUGGACCAUCACCAAGCUGUGGAUGGAGUAGACUACAGGGACAGUAUUUUUGUAUUUAUUUCGAAUAUUGGUGGUCAGGAGAUUGCAGAUAACCUGCUGCAGCUGUACACUCAAGGAGUGAAAAGAAAUGAUGUUGAAUUUAGUGAUUUUGAAGCUGUUAUUAGGAGGACUGCUUAUUAUAAAGGAGGAUUUGAGAAAGCUGACUUAAUAGCACGUCACCUAAUUGAUCACUACAUUCCCUUCCUGCCUUUGGAGCAGCAACAUGUUGAGCGGUGUGCAUUGUCCGAGUUCCGGUUGAAUGGCGUUUAUGAUCCCAGUGAUGAAAUGAUGAUGGAUGCUUUGUCAGUAAUCACGUAUGGACCUUCUGAAGAUCAACCAAUAUUCUCCAACAAUGGCUGCAGGAGGUUUAUAAAGCACAUUCCCUAUAUUAUCAAGAAACACAAAGAGAAAGUUCUUGAUAAAAGUGAAUUAUAAUAUUUUUUACACAUUUUAAGUUAUAUUUAAGGCUAACCAUGUGAUACCUGUUCUCUUAAAGAGUUGUUUAGCUGAAAGCUAGCAAUUAUGUACCUGAUUCUUUGAUGAGACUCAAAUGAGAAUCAUAGGUAAACCAGUAAUGUAUUUGUUUGUGGAUUUGAUGGGUUGAUGCCAGUUAUUUAGUAUAGGAAGUGGUGCUAAGUAUUAGCUCUAAAGUUUGGCAGCCAUAAAAUGUAUUGUCGUUCCUCAGUUCUGUUCAUUUACAAUAUUUUGUUUUAAUCCCACCUUAAUAGUAAACAGGAAGCAGAGUCAUAGUUGCAUUUUUCACGUUAAACUUUGUUUAAUGGCAUGUGUAAAUAUUAUUAUACAUAUAUAGCUGGAGUUAUUUGUAUGUGUUUGGCACUAUUCAGAACAUCUUAAUAUUUAGUAUUAUGCUAAAAAAUUUAACAUUUGUAUUGUAAAAUAACUAAUCUCCAGACAUAUUAUGACCUGUGUUAAGGACAGUAAAGUUGUGGCCAUACAAAAAUGUUUACUAUUAAGUAGAAAUCAUGUUUUUUUUUAUUAAAUUUACCAUUGAAAAUAA
Pectinophora gossypiella (pink bollworm) is the source of this 1648-nucleotide messenger RNA. RefSeq names its product torsin-1A (gene Torsin). Gene Ontology annotation, biological process: cellular response to misfolded protein. The transcript has 6 exons. The record is from RefSeq and is a predicted model, not a curated record. Lineage: Eukaryota; Metazoa; Arthropoda; Insecta; Lepidoptera; Gelechiidae. Bases 1 to 1065 code for a protein of 354 amino acids. Gene Ontology annotation, molecular function: ATP binding; ATP hydrolysis activity.